AUGGAAGGAAGAACACCAUCUUCAAGUCACGUCAGCUUUCGUAUACCAAAGAAGAAAACAAACACCAAGUCAGAGGAUGUCCAAGUUCAGUCCCCUUUGGCAAGGCUCCCAGGCUCCCACCAUUGGGACUACCCUUUAAAAGAGUGGAAAUUAAGUGCCAACAACAGAGAGCCUUCCACAAAAGGAAAAAGGCAAAAGGACUGCGGCAGACACAGCUCUAAUGAUGAAGAAUCAAUUGGGCAACCCAAAGUUAUCUUGACGAAUGUCUUCAGGACGAAAAUAGGAAGAAAAUACACACAGGCGCUACUUAGAACUGGUGCUAUUUUUUCUGAUGCUGGCAAGUUGCAGUCAGAUCAACCACCCUCAUCAUCUGCUGCCAGCCUAAAGAUAUGGCAAAUUUUAAACCCUACUCUUGAAAGCCUUUUUCUGUCUAAAAGGCAACCCAAAGUUAUCUUGACGAAUGUCCUGGGGACGAAAAUUGGAAGAAAAUACAUAGACAGCCACAUAAUAAUUGAUGCAAAUGUGUCUGAUGCUGAUAAAUUACAAUCGAGUCGACUACCCUCAUCAUCUGUUGCCAGCCUACAGACAUGUCAAAUGUUAAGUUCUCCUUAUGAAAGUUCUUUACUGUCUGAAAGGUCUGAGCAUUACCUGAGAAAGGCAGAUGAUGAUCUGUGUAAAUUGACCAAGGCUUCUAAUGAACCAGAAAAAAAUAAUGCCUUCACUUUUAGAAGACGGGAGCUGCAGAAGAAAGAAAACAAGAACUAUGAUGAACUGCAAAAGAGGAGGAGAAACAUGAACAGCACCACUCUUAGUCAGAAGGAAUUGGGCUCGUUUGAUUAUGAGAAAAGGAAAAGAAGAUCUAGUGGCUCUAUUCCUGAUGAUUGUAGUGCACACAUUCCAGAAAAAUCACUACUUCUGUCUAAAGAGCAAAGAUUGAGUUCAACUCAGUCUCCUGGCCGCGGAACACCCUGUAAGGAUGGACAAGGUUGCAGAUGUAAUACAACUCUGGUGCCAGAGUGUAUUCCCCAGCCAUUAGAGACAGACUAUAAAGACACUUCCACCCACAACCACUUAAGACCUGCUCACAGCUGCACAGAGAAAAUUGGCUCAGAGUCUCCUCCCAGAAAUUUUGCAGAGAAACAGCUUUCUGCCACCACUGAGAACGUGUUUUCACCACAAGUUAGUACCAUCAGGAAACUAAAGAUGGACACAUCGCAGUACCUGAGCAAGCUGCGGAACAGAAUCUACAGGGGUAAUCGGCAACUUGUUUCAGUUGACCCAAUUGUCCUUUCAAGUGACAGUAAAGAAGCAGACCAACAGUCUGACUUCUGUUUCUCGGCAAAGCAGUUGGAAGACAAGAUGGAAAGUCACACAGAGCAGGUAGUCCAGUUUUUGAUUGAAGAUAAAUGUCCUAUCAGCUUACCUUCUGGAAGCACACCUAGAAAACAGAUGAAUGCAGCACUGGAUGUUGAAUUUGAUAGUCUGUAUAUUGGGAAAUUUAAGUGGUUAUCAACAGGUCCUGCUAGGUUUACAACCAAGUAUAUUACGAUUCCAUUUCAGGUGGCUCUUAACAAAAAUAUUAAGCUGACAGUGGAUACUUUGGAUUUGAGACGGUUUGGCUUGUGGAGAAGUGAUGGUGGCUGUUCUUCAACGACUAUCAUUUUCCUUUGGUUGUCUGUGGAUUAUGUAGAAAAGAUUGAAACCCAAUUAGGAAAGUCAAUUAUCAACAAACCAUCCAAAUUUAGUGAAUUUGUAUUUCUUGAACUGUCCCAACCACUCACAGAAUGGGAGGAAGACAGAUUGACUGAAUUGAUUACAGUUGUGAGCAAGAAGAACAGAGCACCAGAUCUCCCUGAGUUUUUGUCUUUGAAGCAAGCCUUACCCUUGUUUAAGGACCUUUCUCCCGAAGAGAGCUCUUUUAUGAGUUCAAGUAAGGAUCUACUAAAGCAAUGUAUCCCAAAAGAGAAUACCUCAGAUGCCCAUGAGUCUGCAGUUCAGGAAUCAAAACGAAAAGUGGCCAGGCCCAGUUAUGCACUUGCAAAUAAGCAGAAUAGUGGUUGCUAUUCUAUCUCUCUGUCCUCUGCAUUGAAUGAAGAAUGGAAAGAAGUACGAGAAACUGGAGCAGUUAAGAAUUUAAUUGUUUAUCCACCUCCACCUGCAAAAGGAGGACUGGGAGUCACAAGAGAAGACCUAGAGUGCUUAGAAUAUGGAGAGUUUCUCAAUGAUGUCAUCAUUGAUUUCUAUCUUAAAUACCUGUUGUUGGAGAAGGCACCAAAACAGCUUGCUGACCGUACACACAUUUUUAGCAGUUUCUUCUAUAAGUGCCUGACCAGGACAGAAAAAAACUCCGAGGGGGAUCUCAAAGUUUCAGCAGCACAGAGAAGACACAGAAGAGUAAGAACAUGGACUCGUCAUAUAAACAUCUUCAGUAAAGAUUAUAUCUUUGUGCCUGUGAAUGAGGAGUCUCAUUGGUACAUUGCGGUUAUCUGUUUUCCUUGGUUGGAAGAAGCUGUGUAUGAGGAGUGUCCCCAUCAGAAUUCAUUAUAUCACCAGUCUCAACAGUCUCCACUUCAGUCAGGGAGUGAGAACACUACAACUGGUUCAGUGUUGGCCUUUUUUGGUAACUGCAAGGAUGAAGAAGAAAUGGAUGCCAGCAGAAGUUUGUUCUCAAAAGGUGGCAAUGAAAUUGCUGCUUCUGCUUCAGUCCUGAAUUCAGGUAUUUCUAAAAUCUCCUUAAGUAAUUCCAAAAGGCAAAUUUGUAAAAGGCCUUGUAUACUCAUCUUAGAUUCUUUGAAAGCUGGUUCCGUGCAGAAAACAGUUCAGGUUCUGAGAGAGUACCUUGAAAUGGAGUGGGAAGCUAAACGAAAAACGCAUCGAGAAUUCAAUAAAUCAACAAUGAUUGGCCUGUGUCCUACAGUGCCUAAACAAGAUAACAGCAGUGAUUGUGGGGUCUAUUUGCUGCAAUAUGUGGAAAGCUUCUUCCAGAACCCCAUAGUUAACUUUGAACAGCCACUGCACCUGGAGAACUGGUUCCCUCGUCAGCUGAUCAGAAGCAAAAGAGAAGAGAUUCGAGACCUCAUCUUGCAACUGCACUUUCAGCAGCAUAGUGGCAGCAACAGCAAAUAA
Messenger RNA from Opisthocomus hoazin, 3126 nucleotides. The record is from RefSeq and is a predicted model, not a curated record. Lineage: Eukaryota; Metazoa; Chordata; Aves; Opisthocomiformes; Opisthocomidae.